UUCCGCAGUGUGGAUUCCACGCCAGUUUGGAGGGGUCGGAUAUGGCGGGGCGACUCCCUUCACACCCUGCCAGGGCGACAGUCAAAUCAGCAGCGCGCAGUCGGCCACGGACAGGAGACCAGUACGGACAUCCACUGCCCAGCCAGCAUCACCACAGCUCUGCAAAUCGACCUGGGACCUGACCUCAGACAGAUCCGACACGACGACAUGAGGCCGACGACCGCCGUCCUUCUGUCGAUGGCCUUCGCAGUGCAGCUGCGCGGAUGUCUGGGAGCAGCAGCCGGUCCCAUCGAGAUCGGCAACAACCCGUUCAACAUCUCCAGCGACAUGCUGGUCAACAUCACGACGCCGGAGGAUGUGGAGGUGUUCUUAAACUCCACCGUCGACGGAGGAGCCAAAUCGCAGCAGCUUUUCUUUAACUUCUGGAGGAACUUCCUCAGGAAUUUCCUCAGGCCGGGCUUCAGAGGUCCGGCCCCGGCCCCGGCCCCGACACCGGCUCCGUCCACUCCCACCACGGGCCCGACCACCCCCACCACGCCAGCUCCCACCACCACUACGCCUCCCACCACGCCCGUUACAGUGCCCUAAACAGCCGGCUGUGGUUCUGGGAUCGAUGGCCUGAUGCGGGAGUAGGUUCCACCAAUAAACUGGGGGAAGACAGCGCAGUUUCGGUGGAACAAAUCCACGGUGAGCUGGUGUUUCGCGGAUCUUUAAAUGUCGCUUUCUCCAGUGGCACAAUGCUUUUACUAUUGCUUUUACAUGAACCCCAGUGUUAUCAAUGCGUGAUGAUUACCAUGAAAAGUUAAUACACUAUAACCUGAU
Messenger RNA from Amphibalanus amphitrite, 822 nucleotides. RefSeq names its product dihydrolipoyllysine-residue acetyltransferase component of pyruvate dehydrogenase complex, mitochondrial-like. NCBI's taxonomy places the organism in Eukaryota, Metazoa, Arthropoda, Thecostraca, Balanomorpha, Balanidae. Bases 208 to 588 code for a protein of 126 amino acids. The record is from RefSeq and is a predicted model, not a curated record. The transcript is spliced from 2 exons.